Artibeus jamaicensis (Jamaican fruit-eating bat) is the source of this 1660-nucleotide messenger RNA. RefSeq names its product pancreatic lipase-related protein 2-like. The coding region runs from base 15 to 1424 and encodes 469 amino acids. NCBI's taxonomy places the organism in Eukaryota, Metazoa, Chordata, Mammalia, Chiroptera, Phyllostomidae. Gene Ontology annotation, biological process: phospholipid catabolic process. The record is from RefSeq and is a predicted model, not a curated record. Gene Ontology annotation, molecular function: protein binding; galactolipase activity; glycerophospholipase activity. The transcript is spliced from 13 exons.
CCCAACAUCGCAAGAUGCUGCUCUCCUGGUCCAUCGGCCUCCUCCUGCUGGCCACAGUCAGAGGAAAGGACAUCUGCUACACACCUUUCGGCUGCUUCUCCGACGAGCAGCCGUGGACUGGGACCAUUCAGCGGCCCUUGAAGUUAUUCCCCUGGCCCCCCAAGGACAUCGACGCCCAGUUUCUUCUGUUCACAAAUGAGAAUCCGAACAACUUCCAACGGAUCUCCCCCACGGACCUAGCCACCAUCGAGGCUUCCAACUUCCGACUGGACCGGAAGACGCGCUUCAUCAUCCACGGCUUCAUAGACAAGGGGGAGGAGAGCUGGCUGCUGGACAUGUGCCAGACAAUGUUUAAAGUGGAGGAGGUGAACUGCAUCUGCGUGGAUUGGAGACGUGGGGCCAGGACAAUAUACACCCAAGCCGUGCACAACAUUCGAGUUGUGGGGGCGGAGAUAGCUUUCUUAGUACAAGGACUGUCGACCGAGAUGGGUUACAGCCUCGAGAACGUGCACCUCAUCGGCCACAGCCUGGGCGCGCAUGCAGCAGCGGAGGCGGGCAGGAGGCUGGGAGGCCUCGUGGGCAGGAUCACAGGACUGGACCCAGCAGAGCCAUGCUUCCAGGGCACGCCCGAGGAAGUCCGGCUGGACGCAUCUGACGCCAUGUUUGUAGACGUGAUCCACACAGAUUCUUCGCCCUUCGUCCCUUUCCUAGGUUUGGGAAUGAGCCAAAAGGUGGGCCAUCUGGAUUUCUAUCCAAAUGGAGGAAAGCAAAUGCCUGGAUGUCAGAAAAACAUCCUUUCCACCAUCAUUGAUAUAAAUGGACUAUGGGAAGGAACCCGAGACUUUGCAGCUUGCAAUCACCUGAGAAGCUACAAGUACUACGCAAGCAGCAUCCUCAACCCCAGUGGCUUCCUGGGCUACCCGUGUGCGUCCUACACGGAGUUUGAGGAGAGCAACUGUUUCCCUUGUCCAGUCGGAGGAUGCCCCAAAAUGGGGCACUACGCUGACCAGUUUCAGGGGAAAACCAGAGCUGUGGGACAGACGUUUUUCCUGAACACAGGAGAGAGUGGUAACUUCACUACUUGGAGAUACAAGGUCUCAGUCACACUGGCUGGGAAAAAGAAAGUGAGUGGCUACAUCAGGAUUGCUCUCUACGGAAGUAACGGAAACUCAAAGCAAUAUGAGAUUUUCAAAGGGUCCCUCAAACCGGAUGCCAGCCAUGCACGUGACAUUGAUGUGAACCUCAAUGUUGGAAAAAUCCAGAAGGUGAAGUUCCUCUGGAACAACCACGUGAUAAAUAUCUUCCAGCCCAAACUGGGGGCUUCGCAGGUCACAGUGCAAUGUGGCGAAGACGGGACUGAGUAUCGUUUCUGUAGUGGGGACACCGUGAAAGAAGACGUUUUACAGUCUCUUUACCCUUGUUAACAAUGCCCUCGCCCUGGCUGCUGUGGCGCCAUGGAUUGAGCGCCAUCCUGCGGACCAAAGGGCACAUGCCUGGGCUGUGGAGCCAGGUCCCCAGUAGGGGGCGCAUGAGAGGCAACCACACACUGAUGUUUCUCUUCCUCUCUUUCUCCCUCCCUUCCUCUGUCUAAAAAUAAAUAAGAUCCUUAAAAAAAAAAAAAAGUGGUUUAAAAAAAGUUCAGUGCCCCCUGUAUCUUCAU